Tripterygium wilfordii is the source of this 3137-nucleotide messenger RNA. Its product is annotated as glutamate receptor 2.8-like. Bases 159 to 3002 code for a protein of 947 amino acids. Gene Ontology annotation, cellular component: plasma membrane. The record is from RefSeq and is a predicted model, not a curated record. Gene Ontology annotation, molecular function: glutamate-gated receptor activity. NCBI's taxonomy places the organism in Eukaryota, Viridiplantae, Streptophyta, Magnoliopsida, Celastrales, Celastraceae. The transcript is spliced from 9 exons.
GAGCGGUCCCGAUGUUCGAUUGAUUAGGCCUGUAGCUGUCGUUACACAGAAAUUUGUUGCAGAGGUUGCAAGCGGUGCUCUCCAGCAAGGCACGACAAUCGUCGGUUGUCAAGGACAAAAGAGAUAAGCAGCAGAAGGAUAAGCAUCUUAUAUUGACCAUGGAGGAUCUGUCGAACGCACUAUGUGAGGAAACAGAGUUUGGGAUGAUGAGUUUAAGUUGCAUCAACAUGGCUCUCUCAGAAUUCUAUUCUUCUCAUGGCAACUACAAAACCAGGCUGGUCUUGACCUCUAGGGACUCCAAUAGAGAUGUUGUUGCUGCAGCUUCAGCAGGUUUGGACUUGAUAAAGAAUGGACAAGUUCAAGCAAUACUAGGCCCUGAAACAUCCAUGGAAGCAAACUUCAUGAUCAAACUUGGAGACAAAGCUCAGGUUCCCAUUGUCACCUUCUCUGCAUCAAGUGCUUCCCUCACAUCCUUCCACACCCAAUACUUUGUUCGAGCCACCCAAAAUGAUUCCUCUCAAGUUGCAGCCAUUAGUGCACUAGUCCAAGCUUAUCAGUGGCGAGAGGCCGUGCUUGUCUAUGUCGAUGAUGAGUACGGCCAAGGGAUCAUACCGUUCCUUAACGACGCAUUACAAGCUGUCGACACUCGAGUCUCGUACAGGAGUGUCAUUAGCUCUAGUGCUAGUAAUGAUAAGAUUGAAGCAGAGCUUUACAAGCUGAUGACUAUGCAGACAAGAGUGUUCAUUGCCCAUAUGUUGCCUUCUUUGGGUUCUAGAGUUUUCUCCAUAGCCAAACGUAUUGGAAUGAUGAGUGAAGGCUUUGUUUGGAUCAUGACAGAUUCAAUGACAAAUUUAUUAAGUUCACUGAACAAUUCUGUGGUGGAUUCUAUGCAAGGCUUAUUGGGUGUUAAAUCUUAUGUUCCAAUAACAAAGGAGCUUGAAGAGUUCCAAGUUAGAUGGAAGAGGAAAUUCCAACAGGAGAAUCCUGCUGUUGUUGGUGUUGAACUGAAUGUUUUUGGGUUACGCGCAUAUGAUGCUGUAGUGGCACUAGCCAUGGCAGCUGAAAAUGCAGUGAAUUCCACCAACUUUCAGAUUUUUCAAAACCCAAAAAGUGAUUCUGCAAACUCAACAACUGAUCUUGAUUCAAUUGGUGUUUCCCAAAGUGGUCCAGUAUUUCUGCAAGCAUUGCUGAAAACAACUUUCAAUGGUCUAUCAGGAGAGUUUAGGCUCAUCGAUAGGCAAUUACAAUCCUCAACGUUUCAGAUAGUAAAUAUAAAUGGAAAUGGAGCAAGAAGAGUUGGGUAUUGGACACCAGACAGAGGACUUGUGAGAAACCUGAAAGUUUCAUCAGGACAUUCAACUACAAAUUCUAGUAUUCUUGGAACAAUUAUAUGGCCAGGAGAUUCGACAUCAAUUCCGAAAGGAUGGGAGAUUCCCACAAAUGAGCCGAAGAUGCGGAUAGCAGUUCCUGUAAAGUAUGGUUUCACUCAAUUUGUGAAAGUGACAACAGACUCAAGUACUAACGCAACAACAAUCACAGGCUACUGCAUUAGUGUUUUUGAUGCAGUGAUGAAAUCUUUGCCAUAUGUUGUUCCAUAUGAAUUCGUUCCCUACCCUGAUCCUAAUGGUGAGCAACCCAAUUACGGGGAUAUGAUCUAUCAAGUGUCUCUUGGGAAAUUUGGUGCUGUGGUGGGAGAUACAACCAUCAGAGCAGACAGGUCCAAGAAUGUAGACUUUACAUUGCCCUACACAGAAUCUGGUGUGUCUAUGAUUGUCCCAAUCAAAGACAACAAGAGCAACAGUGCAUGGGUUUUCCUGAAGCCCUUGACAUGGGACCUUUGGGCCACAAGCGGUUGUUUCUUUGUGUUCAUAGGAUUUGUGGUUUGGGUUCUUGAACACCGGAUCAAUGAAGACUUUCGUGGCCCCCCUGCCUAUCAAGCUGGCACAAGCUUCUGGUUCUCUUUCUCAACCAUGGUUUUUGCACAUCGGGAGAGAGUAGUGAGCAACUUGGCUAGAUUUGUAGUAAUCAUAUGGUGCUUUGUUGUUCUGAUUCUUACACAAAGCUAUACUGCCAGCUUGACCAGUUUACUCACAGUGCAGCAGCUGCAGCCCACUGUGACUGAUAUGCAUGAGCUCAUUAAGAAUCGGGAGAAUGUCGGUUAUCAAAAGGGUACUUUUGUGUAUGAUCUGUUGAUCGGAUUAAAUUUUGACAAAUCGAAGCUCAUAGCCUAUCGAUCAGUGGAAGAGUGUCAUGAGUUGUUUCAAAAAGGAACUGCAAAGGGUGGCAUAGCUGCUGCUUUCGAUGAAGUUCCAUAUCUGAGGAUCUUUCUUGCCAAAUACUGCUCUAAGUAUACCAUGGUUGACCCAACUUUUGAAACUGCUGGUUUUGGCUUUGUCUUCCCAAGAUAUUCUCCUCUCGUACCUGAGGUUUCAAAAGCAAUCUUAAAGGUGACAGAGGGAGAAAAAAUGAAGGAUAUUGAAAAUGCAUGGCUGGGGGAAGAAAACACUUGCGCAAAUUCUAGCCCUUCAGUCUCCUCCAGUAGUCUUGGUCUUGAUAGCUUUUGGGGCUUAUUCCUAAUUGCAGGAGUUGCUUCAACAUUAGCACUGCUCAUAUUUGCAGUCAUGUUUGUCUAUGAGCAAAGGAAUCUGUUCAAGACAUCUGAUUCAGAAUCUUCAAAAUGGAGAAAAAUCCGGGAUUUGGCAAGAAUAUUCAACCAGAAGGACCUCACUUCACAUACUUUCAAGAAAGGUAAACUCCAUGAGGAAAGUGGGAUUCAAGGUCAUGAUCAGAGUCCUAUUGGAACCUCUCCAUGCACCCACUGCUAUCCUAGUCCAUCAAGCUAUGAUCACAGUUUCACUUUCUAUGGAGAACAAGGAACACCAUCUCCCGAUCAUGGAAAUCGGAAUAAUCCAAAUGUUCAGGUAACGGAAGAGAUUGACGUAGUUAUUGAACUUUCCAAUCACAGCCAAGAACAGCAAAGAAUUCCUGAAGAUAUUCCAUAAAAAAAAAAAUAACCAAUUGAUGUAGUUCUUCUCACAUAGCAUGUCUAAUUUUUUUCUCUCUUUUGUGCAGAAUUAGCAUUGUAAUCUAGUUCAAUGUAUCCAAUGCCUAAAGAACGAAACUUUUUUUUCCUCCUA